GCAUCAUUGUCUUCCAGUCACAGUUCACCGGUUGCUUUCCAACAAUUAACAGCUCCUCAAGCUCGAAGUGUGAGAGUGAGAAGUGCACUUCGUAUCUCAAGAUAAAAGCCCGUGACAGCAAGAGUCCUGCACUCAGUGUGGUGGUUGCCGAGAAACCGGAAGGUGUGAUAAAAUUAGAAUGAAGCAGUUUGUGGUGUUAUUCGCCGUGUUGGCUGUGGCAGCUGCCGCCCCCUCAGAAACCGAUGGAUUACUAUCCAGCGCGCUCAAGUUCGUCAAAGAAUGCGGCGACAAGUCGAUGGUGCUAUGCGUCAAGGAACGCGCUCUCCAAUACGUGGAUGGAGUCGAUGGUGAUAUUGAAAUCACCGAAGGCAUCAAACUGGUCGAGACCGAGAAACCAACCGCCCAUGGCCGUUCGCUGAACGACAUCGAUCUCCCAGUUGACCCAGAGGCCCGUGAAUCCGAAAUCGACAGCCUGUUGGUGGACCGCGCCGCCCGCUUCCUCGGCUCGCACACCCUCCAGUUCAAGGUCCCCAAGGACUCCAUCGAUGAUAUGCAGCGCUCUCUGGAUGAAGCCCGCGGCAAGAAGAAGAAGGUCAAGAAGCUGCUCCUGCCCCUGCUGUUGCUAUUCAAGCUGAAGGCUGCUGCCCUGCUCCCACUCGCCAUCGGAUUCCUCGCCCUGAUCGCCUUCAAGGCUCUGAUCGUCGGUAAGAUUGCCCUGAUCCUGUCCGCCAUUAUCGGCCUCAAGAAGCUGUUCGACAAGAAGUCCGAGCAGAGCUACGAGGUGGUCGCCCACCCGCACUACUCGCACUCGACCUCCUUCGACGAUCACCACGGAUACGCUCGUUCCCUGGACGCCCAGAAUCUGGCCUACGCCGCCCACACCCAGUGAAGCUUGCCAUAGCCGCAUAGCGAGAAUUAGUACUUCAACCCUCUCUAUACUUCUCACCCCCUCUUUCGCUCUAACGCGAUGAUCCUGAAGGUGAUCGUGUCUAGAAGCACCACACAAACACCCGCAGCCGAGAAGGAUGCAAUUCCGGAUCAUCUCCUCUUUUUUUCUUUUUUUCAUUGACCCACGCUCACGCUGUCUUAGAUUAAUUUAAUUUAUUUGCAUGACGAAGAGGAAGAACGCGUAUUUAAUAAUUUAUCAACGCCCGAGAAUAUUUAUUUAGAUUAUUUGUUUUUAAAGAGUAGUUUUUUUUCUCCUCUCUUUCUCAAACUGUUCUCGUCUAUUCUACUCCUACUGUCGCUGUGACUCCUCUCCUACAAUCUAAAAAAGUGUCAGUUUUAUUUUCUAAACAUUUCUCAAUACCAAAUAAUGCUCACAAUGAAAAAUCACGCGGAAUCGCGGAUUUUGAUGGCCUAGAAGAAGUACAGACGACGGCAGUCUUUGAGAACACACGCACUGUAAAAAAAAAACAAACCGCAUACAACCAGUUCAAAAUAAUCAUUAAACUGAGCUCUAGCUUUAUCCCCAUAACCCAUAGAGGUUGUGGACCAUCAAAAAAUAUGCCAAAAAGUAAGCAUCCUCCCCCCCCCCCCCCCACACGAGCAUUCAUAACCUCAGAAGCAAAACAAACAAAAAAAAACGAUACAGGACUGUACCGACGCUGACCGAUUGACUGCCUCCAUUCUCCAAGCGUGGAUUGGGGGAAAGCACGUAUCAGCGAACUCUGCAUGACGCGGUAACGGUGCCUUCCGAUUGGUCCUCUAUUGGGGUCAUUCGGAACCGCACCACCAGCCGACGACCAUUCAAAUUCCUGUACACGUGCCGAUCCAUUGCGGUCCCCAACCCUCAGGAGCACUGUGGUUCGAACGCAGUCACCACAUACGGACUGAUUAAGCGAAAUACUCUUUGAAAAGUAAAAGUUUAUAUUAAACUGUAGUAAAGUGACUUCUCUUACGUGAAAACAACAAACUCCAACCUCUGUUAUCUUAACUCUCUAAGGAAGCGCGUAAAACCGCUUCGAAACUUUGCCAAAAUACUUACACUCAAAAUAGGAUAAACUUUCUCUACCUCGGAUCACCUCGAGCGCUGUUGACUCACACAAAUACACGCACACACACACAUUCACACGUUAACCGACAUUAGUAUUUUCAACCUUUCAAUUUAAUUUUCGAAUAACUGAACUCUUCAUUCUAUCGAUUUUUAACACACGCAUUUCUCACUAAUUUCACACUAUUUUCACGCGAACUUGAAAGGAAAAAAAAUGUAUACAAAUUCUUAGAAAACAAAUAAGCACUGCGAGGAAACAAACAAAAAGCUCGAUGUAGCCUCUGUAGGAAUGAUCUGUUCUGUUAUUUAUUGUUUAAAUUAUUGAGGAAAACGAAAACAAACCAUAAACAUACAAUCAACUCACACGAAAAGAAUGAAAUAAAUAAAUAUGAAUAAUUAA
Messenger RNA from Toxorhynchites rutilus septentrionalis, 2393 nucleotides. RefSeq lists its product as uncharacterized. Lineage: Eukaryota; Metazoa; Arthropoda; Insecta; Diptera; Culicidae. Bases 179 to 889 code for a protein of 236 amino acids. The transcript has 3 exons. The record is from RefSeq and is a predicted model, not a curated record.